AUGUCGUUGGUUAUACCAGAAAAGUUCCAGCACAUUCACCGUGUCAUGAACACGAACAUUGAUGGUAACAGGAAGGUUCCAUAUGCUCUUACAGCCAUUAAGGGUAUAGGACGGCGUUUUGCAUUUGUUGUGUGCCGCAAAGCUAAUAUCGACAUCAAUAAGAGAGCUGGUGAGUUGUCAGAAUCAGACAUGGAGAAACUUACGCAGGUAAUGCAGAACCCAAAACAGUAUAAAAUCCCAAACUGGUUCCUAAAUAGGCAGAAAGACAUUAAAGAUGGCAAAUAUUCUCAGCUUCUGUCAACAACCCUUGAAACUAAAUUGCGUGAAGAUUUGGAGCGAAUGAAGAAAAUUCGCUUGCAUAGAGGUCUACGACACUACUGGGGACUUCGUGUAAGAGGUCAGCAUACGAAAAAGACGGGUCGUAAAGGUCGCACUGUUGGUGUAUCCAAGAAGAAGGGUGGUUAA
Enterobius vermicularis (human pinworm) is the source of this 465-nucleotide messenger RNA. The record is from the annotation of a GenBank genome assembly. NCBI's taxonomy places the organism in Eukaryota, Metazoa, Nematoda, Chromadorea, Rhabditida, Oxyuridae.